CCCACUCGGGCGGUCACCGUCUCCGCGGAAGGCUCCGGAGGCAAAGGAGGGCUCGUCCCGAAGUAGGCGGCCGGGAAAGCCUCGCAAAGUGAAUCAAGCACCGACAUAAAACCAAGCCUGCGCUUUCCUGCGACUCAAAAGCAGUCGUGGGCGCUUGCUUGAUGACGCACGCGGCGCGCGACAAAGUCCAACAGACCGGCUGGCUGAUGGCGCCCGUAGCGAGAAGGAGGGACUUUGCGGGCUUGAAAAGAAAUGGAGGGACCGAGACGUCGCAGGCAGCUCGACCGAGCCGGAAGCAGCCGUGGAGACGGGACCCUCGUCUGGUGAGGGGGAGCGUCCGGGAGGGUCAAGGCUUUGCCUUCUGGAGAAAGCAAAAAAUUCAACAUGACUACAAGAAAUUACUGAAAAAAGAAAGUAAUGCCAAGCCUCAGAAAAACAUUAUGUACACAGAAGAUUACCCAGAACACUUGAAACAUCUUUACUUAGCUGAAGAAGAAAUGCUGAAGAAACAACGCAGGCCUAAAAAUGAUGUUCCAGUUGUACAGGAAGAAAUGGAUGCUGCAACACCAAAGUCCGGUAUUAUUCAAAGAAAACAUAAAACAAAAACCUCAAACCAGAAAGCAAAAGAAGAUUAUGAGAAAAUAAAGGCUGCACGAGAUAAGAACAAAGAGGCAGCCAAAAAAAGGAGAGAAGAAAGAGAAAAAGCUCAGAAGCUCUACAAACAGAAGAAAAUGGAAGCUUAUAAAAUAUUGAGUAAAAAAACUAGAAAAGGACAGCCAAAUCUAAACUUACAAAUGGAGUACCUCCUUCAGAAAAUACAGCAAAACCCAUAACUGUUUCUUAUUUAAUACAAUCUUCAAUUUUUGGAAUAUCAGCUCUCAUUAAAGUGUUUCGUUAUAGUUAAAGUGUUUUUUUUCAGGAGCAGAAUAAAAUCUGUUUGCAAAUUCUCA
Molecule: messenger RNA, 950 nt
Organism: Elgaria multicarinata webbii
Lineage: Eukaryota; Metazoa; Chordata; Lepidosauria; Squamata; Anguidae
Gene: CCDC59
Product: coiled-coil domain containing 59
Exons: 5
Coding region: 162-833 (223 amino acids)
Cellular component (GO): nucleus
Source: RefSeq, a predicted model, not a curated record